Molecule: messenger RNA, 1455 nt
Organism: Triticum turgidum subsp. durum (durum wheat)
Lineage: Eukaryota; Viridiplantae; Streptophyta; Magnoliopsida; Poales; Poaceae
Source: the annotation of a GenBank genome assembly
AUGGUGACGGCGGCGUGGGCGCUGGAGGCCAUGCACACCAUGGUCAUGAUCUUCGCGGACCGCGAGCCGGCCAUGUCGUGCCCCGCGGGGGACGGGCGGUGCGGCGACCGUUGCGCCGGCGCUGCGGCCGGGUGGGAGUGGGAGCAGGGGAGCGGCUCGUCGACGGUGGCCGAGUGGGGCCUCGUCUGCGGCGAGCGCUACAAGGUCGGCCUCGUCCAGGCCGUCUUCUUCGUCGGGUGCAUGAUCGGCGCGGGCGUGUUCGGGCACCUCUCCGACUCGUUUCUCGGCCGGAAGGGCUGCCUGCUGGUGCUCUGCUUCCUCAACGCCGUCUUUGGUCUCCUCACCGCGCUCUCCCCGAACUACUGGGUCUAUGCUGUGCUGCGCCUCCUCACGGGCUUCAGCACCGGCAGCGUCGGCCUCUGCUCCUUCGUCCUCGCCACGGAGCCCAUCGGGCCCUCCCGCCGUGGCGCCGCCGGCAUGUCCACCAUGUACUUCUUCUCCGUGGGCAUCGCAGCCCUCGCCGGCGUUGCUGUGAUGUUCCAGUCCUCAUGGCGCCUCCUCUAUGCCGUCACCUCCCUGCCCUCCCUUGCGUACGUCUUCACUGUCAUGCCGUUCGUCUCCGAGUCUCCGCGGUGGUACCUUGUGCGCGGGCGCGCCAACGACGCCAUGCGCGUCUUGGGCGACAUCGCGUCCGCCAACGGCAGAUGCAUCCCGGACAACGUCGUGCUCAAGCUUGACGACGAGGGGGACGACGUCAACGGCGCUCAGGUUGGCACCGGAGAAAAGGCUGAGGAGCUGUCGUCGUCGGGCACAAUCAUAGACGCGUUCCGGUCACCGACGACGCGGAUCAGGCUCGUGCUCUCGGUGAUCAUCCACUUCCUUUCCGCAGUGGUGUACUUCGGGCUGAGCCUCAACGUGGUCAACCUAAAGACAAACCUUUACGUCAGCGUCGUCCUGAACUCGCUGGCCGAGAUGCCCUCUUACCUGCUCACCGCGAUGCUUCUUCAGCACUUCGGCCGCAAACCAGUCGCCAUCGGCAUGACGCUUCUCAGCGGCGUCUUCUGCACGGCGGGCAGUCUCAUCGCCGGCGCCGGCGCCGCGAGGGUGGUGAGGACGGUGUGCGGGGUGGUGGGGAUCUUCGGGAUAUCGGCGACAUACAACCUGUUGGCCGUGUACACGGCAGAGCUGUUCCCGACAGUGGUGCGGACGGCGGUGCUCGGAUGCGCGAUGCAAGCGUCGCAGAUGGGUGCCAUACUUGCACCCCUGGUGGUGGUGCUCGGGGAGCGGCUGCCGUUCGCAGUGUUCGGCAUGUCGGGGAUCAUCGGCGGGCUGUUGUUCUUAUGCCAGCCCGAGACGAUGAACAAGCCCUUGUAUGACACCAUGGCUGGACUCGAGAAAGGAGAGAGGGUGUCUAAAAGUGAAGACGAAGGUGCAGCAGAGAACUCCGAAAUUUAG